GCGUGGGAGGCUGAGGGGAAGGGGAAGGGCGCGGAGAUGCCGCUGCCGGAGGACUACGAGGUCGCCGCCGCCUUUGCCAACCGCCGGAGAAGGGAAGGCACGGCACGCGGUUCUGGUAUCCGCACAAGCGUAUCAUCUGUGGGAUCUGAUUCUUGGGUCGAUGAUCCAAUUGCUCGCCACAUUAUAUCCCUUCAGAUCGACAAAGAGGAAGGGUGUGGUUUUAUGCUGUGGCCAGUGGUUCUUCAGAAACGUGGAGGUUAUUAUGUCCUUGUGCUGCCUCUGGUGGAUCCACAGUCGUUUAGAGCGUUCGAAAGCUUAUUGAAAAGACCUGAUUGCGGGAGUUCAGCCAAGGAGAAUGGCAAUCUUUCUUCCAUUCUGCUCAAUCUUCCGUGCAUAACAGGGGCUUUUAUGGUUGCAAAUGUUAUCGGGGACAUAAUUACUGGUGAUGUUGCUGAACCGGAGGUGAUUGUUAGUUCGGGCCCCUCUGUUGGUGGACUUUUAGAUUCAUUGACUGGAAGUAUAGGUAUUUCAGCCCGACCAAAACCUAUCACUGCACCUGUUGCAGCCCAAGUUGCAUCAGUUUCCUCGCCCGUAGGUGCUGCUCAGUCAGACUCUCUAAAAGGUGGCAUAAGACCGUUUGACAAGGAUUUACUCCGGAACUUCAUUAUAGGUGCUAUGCCUUUUGGCACACCUCAGGAUCUUAAUUAUGGCAAUGUUACUUCAGUUAGAACAACAGGAUUUUCAGCUGAUCCUCUUCCGACAGACCAGAAGCAACCUGCCUGGAAGCCUUACCUAUACAAAGGCAGGCAAAGGACUCUCUUCUCUAGCUUGGAGACUAUAAAUGCUGCACUCUAUGACCGUGAUGAUGUGCCAGAUUUCCUUUCUGUUUCCGGACAAGUGACCUGUAGGGCUGAACUGGAAGGGUUGCCAGAUGUUUCUUUGCCACUGACUGGGUUAAAAGCUGCUCGUGUGGAGGUAUCAUCGUUCCAUCACUGUGUUCAAGCUUCAGAGCCCAGUGGUGAUAAGCAAUCUCUCAUAUUUCAACCACCAAUAGGAAAUUUUGUUUUGAUGCACUAUCAAGCUCCAUGCAACAACGAUCCACCUGUUAAAGGAUUCUACCAGUUGUCUAUGGUAUCUGAGAACGAAGGUGCUUUUUUAUUUAAGCUAAGAUUGAUGGAGGCUUACAAAUCUCCGUUUCUUAUGGAAUUUUGCACGGUGACAAUGCCUUUUCCUCGAAGAAGAGUUGCAUCAUAUGAUGGAAAUCCAUCAGUUGGGAUGGUUUCAAUGACAGAACAUUCAAUCGAGUGGAGAAUUGUUUCAAGUGGCAGGGGCCUCAGUGGUAGGAGCAUUGAGGCCACCUUUUCUGGUACUGUUAGAUUUCAUUCUAAAACAACCCAGCGAGUAAAUUCAUUGUUUCAGUCAGUUUCAACCACAGCAUAUACUGAAGAUAGUGAUUGUGAGCAAGAUAACACUAAGAAUAGUUCUAACUUGGAUGACUACCUCAUGGAAAAAAUGAACAAGGACCUUCCAGCAGUUGACUUGGAGGAGCCAUUGUCUUGGCAUGCUUAUAAUUAUGCUAAGGUUUCUUUUAAGAUAGUUGGUGGCACGUUGUCUGGACUUAUAAUCGAUCCAAGAUCUGGUUGUAGCUCAAUUUGCUUACACGAUGUUUUCCAGUCUCAAGUGGCAAAAUGGCAACCAAAGCCUUUUUGUUUUGGUUUCCGUUUCCGUUGGAUUCAUUUCCAGUAUUAGUUAUUACCAUGUUUAAGAGAUUACUUAAUAAUAACUCCCUUAAAUAUUUUGACAUCCAUAAUUAAUUGGUUAUUUGUUCGUGCUGAAGUGGUAGUGCCUGAUAGGUGAUACAUAUUAAACUUUUCUUACAACCAUGCUUUGCUCCCUUACAUUUCCUGACCUUCAUAAUUAAGUGGUAAUUUUGUUUGUACUGUAUCAUUUUCUCCGUGUUUCAUUCAAAUAAAUGAAUCACAAUAUACACCAUGUUUUUAAUACCUUAACAACCUU
Messenger RNA from Lolium rigidum, 2016 nucleotides. Its product is annotated as AP-5 complex subunit mu-like. The record is from RefSeq and is a predicted model, not a curated record. The transcript has 6 exons. Bases 37 to 1749 code for a protein of 570 amino acids. Gene Ontology annotation, cellular component: cytosol; late endosome; lysosome. Lineage: Eukaryota; Viridiplantae; Streptophyta; Magnoliopsida; Poales; Poaceae. Gene Ontology annotation, biological process: endosomal transport; intracellular protein transport.